AUGGGGUCCGAUCCUACGCCUCGUAACUCCUUUUACAGUCCCCCAACGCACAUUCCGGGCUUUUCAACAGAUUUCAAUCCAAAGGCGGUGCAGGAAGCCGCUCAAAACCCACCUCCAAAGAAGAGGCCGAUCAGUGGCCAAUAUAUCGAAUCUGUACCCUCGGGGAGAUAUCAUGUUCCAGCAGGCAUGUCGAUGGAAAAACACCUCAAGCGACAAGCCAAUAUACAAAUGGCGAAGCGCACGAUCGUUGCUUUGAAGGCCUCUAGAUGGAUCAUGCUCGCAGCAAGACUCUUACAGCUUAUAGCCGCUAUUGGUCUGGUUGUGCUCUUGAUUACUCUCAGAGGAAUGGAUACUAUAAAUGGGUGGAUUAUGAGAAUACCACCUGGUGUGGCAAUCCUACAUAUCGUCUACUCGAUCUACCAUAAUGCAAGGGAUCCAAAGGAACGGCCACCGCUGUCAUCCGCCGGGUAUGCUCUCUUUGCUGUUGGAUCAGAUUGUUGUAUUAUACCUUUCUAUGUUUUCAUCGCUCUAUGGACUUGGCAGCAACGUACCGAAAUGAUCGCAAACCCAAAUAAUCCAGAUAAUUGGGUCAGCGUUUUCAAUAAGGAUAAUGCAGAAUUCAGUCAGCUCAUGGUUUUUAUUUCUUUCAUCACGGCUUGUGCCGGAGGCGGCCUGAUGGUUAUGACCGUUAUGCUCGGACUCUUCAUUGCUAUAACUUUCCGUCGUAUCUCUCGUCUCCCGCCAGAUAUGAACCCGCUCGAUGAUACCACCUAUACAUCUUUGACUACGAGACCGUCCAGCAAGCGUUUCUCCAAAUCCUCCGACUUAUCUAGCGAUUCUUUCGAGAAAUCAGCAUCUCGUGAUGUCUCUCCCAAACGUGCUGUUCCAUUCCUCGAAGUUCGUACUAAAAAUGGGUCUCUUAAUUGGGAAUUUACCAAGGAUUCGGACUCUUAUACUAAAAGUGCUCUGGAUCUCUCUGGCGCCCCAAAUAUCAUGAGCGAUGCACCUCUUCUACCACCACCUCACAAGUUUGGAGACUAUGGGGAUACACGCCGGAGGUCCCAGGAUCAAUCAAGGUCGGCUCCAAACUCACCAGGACACCGCAAGAAUAAAAGCAUGGGCUAUUACUCCGAUCAUGACAACGGCCCAAGCAAUCCACCACGCCAACCACGCCAGACCUAUAAACAAAGACCAGCCGAAUGGUGGACAGCUUCAAAUCUCCAAUCGAACCUCGGCAAUGCCUUCCCUAUCUUCAACGGUGGUCAAAAUUCCAGGUACAGCGCUGUUUCCCAAGGCGAAGACACCCAUAGCACCUCAACCUUUGGUGGCGACCCCCAUGUCUCUCGUAACACUUUUGGCCGCGCACCAUCCCAUACUACUGGACAACCGGAUUUGCCCCCUCAAAUUGCUUCCUAUGCAGGCAGUAUCUCGACUGCCACGGCCCCAUCCGUCGUUUCAAGUAUGCCGCAAUCCAACCCUAAUCGCAACAGCUUCGGCGUCAACCAAAUCCACAUGUCUACUCCUCCCGGCGUCGCCCCAACUUUGGGUUCCUUAGGUACACUUGGAACCUUCGCCACUGAUCUUACCCCUCGUCCAUUGUCUUUCCCUACCAAUCGUUCUGCGCCUGGUUCUCCAACAAAGAACAGCCCGAAUCAUCACCAUAGAAAUUCUGUCGGUCGCAUCCCAUACGCUAGACCGAAUGCAGGUGGAUCACCUGGAAACUCCCCUACAAAGCCUGUUAACGGUGUCCUUGGAAGCUAUGCCCGUCCUCCGCCACAAACUAGUUUGACACCACCGCAAAUGAGUCCCACAAAGAGUGGUGUAUCUGGUACAAGGAUGGCUGAUAACUUUGGCCCUAACUCAUAUGCUAAAGGUGGAAGUCCUCAGAGCAAUGGUACUGGUUUGAUGACACCCAUUCACUCUACGCCUUCGUCACCUACAAAGGGUACCCCUCCAAAUGGCACUGCUGGUAAGAAGAAGAAGUAUGAAACACUUUCGCAGAACUCUCCGGGUAGAAGCACCAGCUGGGAAAAGAAGCAGCAACAGAUCCAAGCUCAAUUAGCUAGGAGCCAGCAGGGAGGGUAUAGCUCUGGUGAAGAUAGGUCUAGAAUCAAGAAGAUGGAUAAGGGCAGAAGGAAGAGUUUGAAAGAAUUGCGCGACGAGAGGGAGAAGGAGAGAGAGCGUGAGAAGGAAGGUAAGACCAGAGUUGUUAGCAACUCAGGCGCAGAUUUCGGUCACAUGUUUGGUAAUGCGAACGGGGGUGGGGUUAGAGGACGUGUUAUCAGCGGUAGUCAAGUAGUGUAA
Molecule: messenger RNA, 2304 nt
Organism: Orbilia oligospora ATCC 24927
Lineage: Eukaryota; Fungi; Ascomycota; Orbiliomycetes; Orbiliales; Orbiliaceae
Exons: 3
Coding region: 1-2304 (767 amino acids)
Source: RefSeq, a predicted model, not a curated record